This is a messenger RNA of Aricia agestis (brown argus), 1339 nucleotides long. It is a transcript of the gene Dpit47, whose product is annotated as DNA polymerase interacting tetratricopeptide repeat-containing, protein of 47 kDa. The transcript is spliced from 3 exons. The record is from RefSeq and is a predicted model, not a curated record. Bases 85 to 1242 code for a protein of 385 amino acids. Lineage: Eukaryota; Metazoa; Arthropoda; Insecta; Lepidoptera; Lycaenidae. Gene Ontology annotation, molecular function: Hsp90 protein binding.
AAUACGGGUGUAGAAUUUUUAUAUCAAUUUAUUUCUUUAGGCUUUUUCUAAUUAUUACUAAGAUACAUUAGGAUACUUCUGAAUAUGAGUGAAAAUAAAGAAAUUGAGAAAAAGGUGCCUAUGACUGAUGAAGAAAGGCUAGCCUUAUGUCAAAAACUAGACCAAGAGUUAGAUGAUUUUAUCAAUAGCUUAGAAAGAAAAAGGUACACAGAAGGAUGGCCAGAAGAUCGAUGGGAGGAAGAAAUGGACAAGCAUCCAUUUUUCAUGAAGUCUGUACCUGAAAAUGGAGAAUUAUCACCCUUGGCUGAAGGUUUGGCUAAGCUUAAAUAUGACCCUGAAGAGAAUACCCCACUAGAACUUACCACAAGCUACAAAGAAGAUGGAAAUUUUAACUUUAAACACAAAAAUUACAGACUUGCAAUAUUAGGGUACACAGAGGGUAUUAAAGUAAGAUGUGAUGAUCCAGAAAUGAAUUCCAGUUUGUACAACAACAGAGCUGCCGCACAUUGGUUUUUGAAAAAUUACCGAUCAGCCUUAUUCGACAGCGAAAGAGCAUUAUCAUUCAAACCUGAUCAUACCAAAGCUCGAGUGAGAGCUGCAAAAGCUGCAUUAGAGUGUUCCAAGUACGACACAUGUAUUGAACACUGUCAAAAACUUUUGGAAAAUGAUAACAAGGAGAAAGAAAUAAUAGAUCUCCUAAACACAGCUAAGAAAAAGAAGGCUAUUCAAGAUAGAGAUGACAGAAGAAACAAAAAAGAAGCUUCCAAAAAGAAGGACCAAAAGGAUGCCAUUGUAAAAGCAAUCAUAGAAAGAGGUAUUAAAAUUUCAAACUGUGAAGAUGAGGAUGAUAUUGAUUUAUCAAAACUAGAACCCAGUUUACCGGGAGCUCAAGAUUCAAUCGUACACAUUGAAGAUGGUGUUCUGAAAUGGCCGGUCCUACUUCUGUAUCCUGAGUACCAGAUGACCGAUUUUAUUAAAUCAUGUCCUGAGAAUGUUCCCCUGGUGAAUCAGUUGCAGCAACUGUUCCCCGCACCCUGGGAUGAGAACAGCAAGUACAGCGUAGGAACAGUCAAUGUGUAUUUUGAAGGCUACGACAAAAUGCCUCAUGUAGUUGAUCCAACAAAAAAAUUAGGAGAUCUACUGCUGUUAAAAUAUUUUGAGCUCAAAGCUGGAACUCCAGCAUUCUUUGUGCUGCCUCGAAAAAGUCAGAUUGAAGUCAGAUUUCUGGAAAGCUACCUGUAAGGUAGGUGUAAUAUGGUUUAUACUUAAGUCUAUGUAAAAAUUGAGGAGCUGGUGAACAGAACUGGAUUAGUCCGCGAGAAAAAAAAUUACACAGUGG